Molecule: messenger RNA, 693 nt
Organism: Fusarium keratoplasticum
Lineage: Eukaryota; Fungi; Ascomycota; Sordariomycetes; Hypocreales; Nectriaceae
Product: DJ-1 protein-PfpI domain-containing protein
Exons: 1
Coding region: 1-693 (230 amino acids)
Source: RefSeq, a predicted model, not a curated record
AUGGCACAAUCGCCCAAAAAAUACGGAGUUGUCCUCUAUGAGGGCUUCCAACUCAUCGAUGUCUGUGGCCCAAUCGACGUUCUCAAUGUCCUCACCACCCACGUCGAGGGUGUUUCCCUGUCAGUCAUCUCUGAGAGCCUGAAACCUACGUCAACCUUCCCCAAGACCUGGCCGGACAAGAUGGGAAUGCCCCCAUUCACCACUUCCCAGCUUAUAACACCUACCCACACUUUUGAGACGGCUCAACAGCUUGACGUUCUCAUCAUCCCCGGCGGUAUGGGGUGCUUUGAUCCGGACCCCAACAAUGUCGGGCAGCCCAACCCGUCAGUCGUGAAUCCAAUCGUCAAGUUCAUCCAAAAGCAGUACCCUGGACUGAAGUACCUUGUGACCGUGUGCACAGGGUCUGGAAUCACCUCGCUGUCCGGGCUUUUGGAUGGCAAGAAAGCCACGACGUUCAAAGGAGCCUGGAAGGUGAUUCCUGCUUGGCGCCCCCAAGUCGAAUGGGUUCCAAGCGCUCGAUGGGUAGUCGAUGGAAACAUAUGGACGUCUUCGGGGGUGUGCUCGGGAAUUGAUCUCAUGUUUGGGUUUGUUAAGGAGGUCUAUGGAGAAAAGAUUGCGCAGGACAUUGCUGUUUGGAUGGAGUACCAGAGACAUGAGGAUCCAACCAUUGAUCCUUUUGGCAUUGAGGGAUAA